This is a messenger RNA of Neomonachus schauinslandi (Hawaiian monk seal), 2217 nucleotides long. RefSeq names its product SATB homeobox 2 (gene SATB2). Gene Ontology annotation, biological process: chromatin remodeling; regulation of transcription by RNA polymerase II. The record is from RefSeq and is a predicted model, not a curated record. Gene Ontology annotation, molecular function: RNA polymerase II cis-regulatory region sequence-specific DNA binding; DNA-binding transcription factor activity, RNA polymerase II-specific. NCBI's taxonomy places the organism in Eukaryota, Metazoa, Chordata, Mammalia, Carnivora, Phocidae.
CCGAGUCGGAGCAGCAUGGAGCGGCGGAGCGAGAGCCCGUGUCUGCGGGACAGCCCCGACCGGCGGAGCGGCAGCCCCGACGUCAAGGGGCCUCCCCCGGUGAAGGUGGCCCGGCUGGAGCAGAACGGCAGCCCCAUGGGAGCCCGCGGGAGGCCCAACGGCGCCGUGGCCAAGGCCGUGGGAGGUUUGAUGAUUCCUGUCUUUUGUGUGGUGGAGCAGUUGGAUGGCUCUCUUGAAUAUGACAACAGAGAAGAACAUGCAGAGUUCGUUCUGGUUCGAAAAGAUGUGCUUUUUAGCCAGCUGGUGGAGACCGCGCUCCUGGCCCUGGGGUACUCGCACAGCUCUGCAGCUCAGGCGCAAGGAAUAAUCAAGCUGGGGAGGUGGAACCCUCUGCCCCUCAGCUACGUGACAGAUGCACCCGACGCCACGGUGGCCGAUAUGCUCCAGGAUGUCUAUCAUGUCGUGACGUUGAAAAUCCAAUUACAAAGUUGUUCGAAGUUGGAAGACUUGCCUGCGGAGCAGUGGAACCAUGCCACAGUCCGCAAUGCCUUAAAGGAACUGCUCAAAGAGAUGAACCAGAGCACAUUAGCCAAAGAAUGCCCUCUCUCCCAGAGUAUGAUUUCAUCCAUUGUAAAUAGCACAUAUUAUGCCAACGUGUCAGCAACCAAGUGCCAGGAGUUUGGGAGAUGGUAUAAGAAGUACAAGAAGAUUAAAGUGGAAAGAGUGGAACGAGAAAACCUUUCAGACUAUUGUGUUCUGGGCCAGCGUCCAAUGCAUUUACCAAAUAUGAACCAGCUGGCAUCCUUGGGGAAAACCAACGAACAGUCUCCUCAUAGCCAAAUCCACCACAGUACUCCAAUCCGAAACCAAGUGCCCGCGUUACAGCCCAUCAUGAGCCCUGGUCUUCUUUCUCCCCAGCUCAGUCCACAACUUGUUAGGCAACAAAUAGCCAUGGCCCAUCUGAUAAACCAACAGAUUGCUGUUAGCCGGCUCCUGGCUCACCAGCAUCCUCAAGCCAUCAACCAGCAGUUCCUGAACCAUCCGCCCAUUCCCAGAGCAGUUAAGCCAGAGCCAACCAACUCUUCCGUAGAAGUUUCUCCAGAUAUCUACCAGCAAGUCAGAGAUGAGCUGAAGAGGGCCAGUGUGUCCCAAGCUGUCUUUGCAAGAGUGGCAUUCAACCGCACACAGGGAUUGUUGUCUGAGAUUUUGCGUAAGGAAGAAGACCCUCGGACAGCCUCUCAGUCUCUUUUAGUAAACUUGAGGGCCAUGCAGAAUUUCCUCAAUCUGCCGGAAGUGGAGCGGGAUCGCAUAUACCAGGACGAGAGAGAGCGGAGCAUGAACCCCAAUGUGAGCAUGGUCUCAUCAGCCUCUAGCAGUCCCAGCUCCUCCCGAACCCCUCAGGCCAAAACCUCGACACCGACAACAGACCUCCCCAUUAAGGUGGACGGCGCCAACGUCAACAUCACAGCUGCCAUUUAUGACGAGAUCCAACAGGAGAUGAAAAGGGCCAAGGUGUCUCAAGCCCUGUUUGCCAAAGUGGCUGCAAAUAAAAGUCAGGGCUGGUUGUGCGAACUGCUCCGCUGGAAGGAGAACCCCAGCCCAGAGAACCGCACCCUCUGGGAGAACCUCUGUACCAUCCGUCGCUUCCUGAACCUUCCCCAGCAUGAGAGGGAUGUGAUCUAUGAGGAAGAGUCGAGACAUCACCACAGUGAGCGCAUGCAGCAUGUGGUCCAGCUUCCCCCUGAGCCAGUGCAGGUCCUUCAUAGGCAGCAGUCUCAGCCAGCCAAGGAGAGUUCCCCCCCCAGAGAAGAAGCUCCUCCCCCACCUCCUCCGACGGAAGACAGUUGUGCCAAAAAGCCCCGGUCUCGCACAAAGAUCUCCCUGGAAGCCCUGGGGAUCCUCCAAAGCUUUAUCCAUGAUGUGGGCCUGUACCCUGAUCAGGAGGCGAUCCACACGCUUUCUGCUCAGCUGGAUCUCCCCAAACACACCAUCAUCAAGUUCUUCCAGAACCAGCGGUAUCAUGUGAAGCAUCACGGGAAGCUCAAGGAACACCUGGGUUCCGCGGUGGAUGUGGCCGAGUAUAAGGACGAGGAGCUGCUGACGGAGUCCGAGGAGAAUGACAGCGAGGAAGGCUCUGAGGAGAUGUACAAAGUGGAGGCCGAGGAGGAAAAUGCGGAAAAAAGCAAGGCCGCGCCUGCUGAAAUUGACCAGAGAUAA